Osmia lignaria (orchard mason bee) is the source of this 5367-nucleotide messenger RNA. RefSeq names its product homeobox protein Nkx-2.4. Gene Ontology annotation, molecular function: DNA-binding transcription factor activity, RNA polymerase II-specific; RNA polymerase II cis-regulatory region sequence-specific DNA binding. Lineage: Eukaryota; Metazoa; Arthropoda; Insecta; Hymenoptera; Megachilidae. Gene Ontology annotation, cellular component: nucleus. The record is from RefSeq and is a predicted model, not a curated record. Gene Ontology annotation, biological process: cell differentiation; regulation of transcription by RNA polymerase II.
ACGACUCUUGGUAGCAGGCACUUCUCCGUAGUGGGCACUCCACUCAUCGUGUCGUCGUACGGGUUCUCCGCGAGAGGCUGUGGGGCCCGAGCCCGGACGAACGAGCGAGCGAGCGAGCGAGCGAGCGCGACCGGCCGAGCCGCUGGUCGAGUGGGUCUAAGCGGCCGUGAGGACCUCUCCAGGAGUACCCGACAGUCCUCUUCAUUCAUUCAUUCAUCCAUCCAUCCAUCCAUCCAUCCAUCUAUCCAUCCAUCCAGCCAGCCAGCCAGCCAGCAAGUCAGCCAGCGAACCAGCCAGCCAGCCGAGCCAUCCAUCCAUAGACGCUCUCUCCUCUCCUACGGAGAGAGAGUGUAUCCUCGACGAAGGUGGAGGCGAAGCGUAGAGUGGUACAUCUACCAUCGUCUCUCUAUCGGCAGAGUCCAAGGACUCGAAGACCCCCCGGGUGAUUUCAGUCGGCCGCCGGCCGGCUCUGGCCGGCCACUCUCCUCGACCACGUGUGUACCACUGUUACCUUCCGUUUCGUUACGUUCCAUUCCGUUCUCUUCUCGUGCCGUGCCGAUGUUGUGACGUGACGUAUCGUGGCGUGUCGUGGCGUGCCGUGACGUGCCGUGUCUACCUGGUUACCUGGUCUCGCGCGAAACUCUGAAGGAGGCUCGUCGCAGCCACGACUCGGCGGUUACGACCAGCCAUCGAGAAAUUGUGCCUCCCUUUCUCGGUGAUCCGACAAGGUCGCUUAGUUGUUUGUCAGCAUCGACUGGCAAGAGUGGAGGGUGUCUUUUGGCCUUGUCCCAGUGUACCUACCCCGUCGGUCAGUGAUCCCCGCUCGACCCGAUACACCAGAGAACAGAGGAAUGUGGCGAAUGCCGCGUUCUCGUUGCUGGACGCAUCCAGCAACAAUUUAUCUCGAGUUCGCAGGCAUCAGUACGAUGGACGUGUUUCGUGAACUGUAUCGAAUUGGUUGAUCUCCAUCUUCGAAGGAUCAAGAUGGUUCGGUCGAACGGGUUGCAGUGAUCGUGCGUUUGAGGAUUAUCCGGUGUGCUCGAUGAAUCUAACGAAGUGUGACUGUGAAACCUUUCAGAUGCACCCAGUGAACUAAACACAGACGUGAAUUACACAAAGUUGAAUCACUUUGAAGGAACGAAAACUGUUCGUGUAUCGAGGUAUCAGAGAACGAUACAACCUGAGACGAGUAUACUCGUCGUAGUUUUUAAAUAAAGUUGAAAAUCGGUGCGAUACGCAGCGGUGGGAGGUCCAGUCAUGUCGGUUUCCCGCGGCUAGCGCCGGCCUCAGGAUUCCGCGAAGCGCGAGCUUCAAGUACUUCGAGGGCGCGGGCCUCGUCGAGAUGAGCGGUGGCAGCAGCGGGAACAACGCCGGCAACCAGGGGAACGGCAAUGCCACCAGCUAUCACCAGCAUCAGCAACAACAACAGCAACAGCAACAGCAGCAACAACAACAACAACAGCAGCAGCAGCAGCAGCAACAGACACAGCUGGAGCAAGCUAGCUUGCUGACAGAUCUGAACGGUAUUGACCUGGCUAUGAGCUUAUCGCCUAAACAGCAUUCAUCCCACGUUCAAUCCGCUGGUGGCGCUCAUACAACUCCGUUCAGCGUCACAGAUAUCCUGUCCCCCAUCGAUAACGAGUCGUUCAGGAAGCUGGAGCAGGUGAUCGGCGUCGGCGUGGUCACGCAUUCUCAGGUCUCUCCUUACGGUAACGCGUGUGGCGCCCGUGUCGGUGGCAAUACCGGUAGCUCGAGCGCAAGCAGCGGCAGUCCACCGCUUCACGGAGGUUCGACGCCCGGUGGCGGCACUCCUGGACCGGUUUCCGGUCCGAACGACGCUACCGGAGGAGGCAGCAGUGCUGCCGGUGCCGGUGCAGGCAUGACUGCAAUGGGGAAUCCUUACGCUACCAUGCAACUCACCUCGCAAUAUCAAUAUUGCGCAGCUGAGUUGUCCUAUCAUCACGCGGGUCCAGGGGUUGCCGCAGGUGCCACCGCAACUGACCCGAUGAGGUCCCAUCAUCCUUGGUACGCUCCGGCUCCACCGGCUACCAACGAUCCACGAUUUGCCAUCUCGCGGCUGAUGGGCGCCGCGGCGGCGGGCGCCGGGACCAACAUGGCCGGCUGCUCUGUGGGCCAGUCAAUGGGCGACGUGACGAAGUCGUCGGGCAUGGGAGUGGGCGUCGGCGUCGGCGUCGGUGUCGGCAUGGGCGUCGGCGCGAUGCAAUUCCCCCACCUUCCACAGAGACGAAAGCGUCGCGUUCUGUUCACUCAGCAGCAGGUUCACGAGCUCGAGAGGCGGUUCAAGCAGCAGAAAUACCUGAGCGCGCCCGAACGAGAACACCUAGCCGCCCUAAUUAACCUUACGCCCACUCAGGUGAAAAUCUGGUUUCAAAAUCACCGAUACAAGUGCAAGAGGCAAGCAAAGGAGAAAGCGAUGGCCGAACACAACGCUCAGAAUCAGAGCGCCAGUUCGCCACGACGGGUGGCCGUACCGGUGUUGGUGAAGGACGGCAAACCGUGCGGAAGCGGCGGCGGUGGCGGAAACGAGGGUAGUCGCGGUGGACCAAGCGCGGCCUUGGCGAGUCCAGCCCCUCACAUGACAGCGGCGUCGAGUCCUCACGGUUCCCACCACGCCGCCUCCUCCGUUUCUCAUCACUCGGUGGUCGGUGUCAGCCACGUGAUGACGUCCAGUCAAAGUCUUCAGCAUUGCUCGUACUCGAGGACGGGAGCUCAACAGAGCAUGCAGCAGCAACAGCAACCGCAAUGCGGCGCGUACCUGCCGUUCCAAGGUCGGGCUUGGUAGUACAUGCCCUCCGCGGCGGGGGCUAACCCCUCCGUCGCAGGUCCAGCUGCCUGGUACCCCGUGGAAGACAGCCCUUAGACAGAGUCACGUGUCCCAUAGUCCAAUUUCAUGAACGAUGCGAGGUUCUUACCUCGAAACUGGUCGUUGGAGGAACACGGGUCACGUGCUAAUCUAGAAGAGUACUGUCUUUCCCUGGUGACGACGCGAAACGCAGACGCUGGAAAGCCGGAUGAACUGUUUCUUCAUUUCGGUGUUUGAGAGAAGAUCGUCUUGGACGAUGGACAAGUUAAUGGAGAACACAGGGCAAAGAGAAUCAUACGAUGAUUUUUCUUUGAGAUGAUUCUGCGUGGACCGCAGGACGAUUACUUGGAGUCGAUGAUUGUGCCAAGGUUUCGAUCGCUUCGAGAAUCGGUUAAAUCUAUCAACUCGUCGUGGUCAAUAACGAAGCUGAGGAAGUAAAAAUUGUGAGAAGUCUUUGGACACUGGAAUUUCUCGGGCUCUUGAAAUGUCAAGUACUUACGCGUUAUUUUUCGUCGUUCCUUUCAACGUCCACAGAAAGUGAUUCGCCCGUUAAACGUUUCAACAUCCAGGAACCAUGUUCGAGAUCCUCAGACUCUGACGUUUUCACGAUCUACCAUAAAAACAAGGAGACGAACAAGUCCAAACUUCUAAUGGGAUUCGAAGCGAUUCGAACGCACCUCCGUCGCUAAUCGAUUCCACCUUGAAAGAAGAGUCUGAUACGAGAAGAAGAACAAUCUAAAUGUGUUACACGUGAAAAAGGAAAGAGACUCUAGAAAUUUUCUCAUUCACGAGUGAAUACUUCUGCAAAGUAUAAAGCAGUUAUUGCAAUAUCUUCCCGAAAAAACGACUAGAUUAUCUAAUUAACGACCAUUUACUACUUAAAGAGUUUUCGAGCAUUACUCGAUGAGAAAGAUGAAAGGAUCGUUUUACUGCACCUGCAAGUUGGCGUAGGUGGGUAAAUGCAGGUGUUGGAAUAAUCUGAUCGGUCCACUCGAUACGAGUCGAUUCCAAUUGUGAGAAACCGUACACCGUGUGUGACAUUCGAGACCCACUCUGCCGACACUGUUGCCUAUCGCUGCAACAACGUGAAAAGCAUUGGAAUUUCCGGUGAAUUGAUUUUCCCCUGGUCGCAGCUUAACUCUGAGAGUUCGAAUUCAAUGUUGUUUCAUUUUAACACUUUGUCUUCUGGUUAAGUUAAAAAUACUUAAGAAAAAAACAAACCAAUGAAUCGAUGUUGGUAGUCGAAAGAGUCCUGAUAUUGAAAUGGCCAAGUAUUCUACAGUUGAGACAUUCGAAUAACACCAAUCUAAAAAGAACUAAAGGUAACAAGAGUGUCCUUAAUACACAUAGCACAUUGUAACAAUGGAUUCUUUGGAUCCGAAAUUACUGUAUAGUAAUUUUCCAAUGGAAAUAAGUUUCUACCGAAAUAGAAUAUCAAUCUAAAGCUUGCCUAAAAAAUCCUAAAUCCUAAAUUUGAAAAUCACGAACCUACUUUUUUCAGAUCCAGAAUCCAUUCUUACAGUAACUUGUAAUAAAAACGAACGCCUAGUUACGCGAAUAACUGAUGCGGGCAAAGAACCGUAGCCAAACAGACGGCAACGCUAAAACCUCAUCGUUUCCACGCGAUCCUCCGCAUCCGUUCGCCAGCUUCGUAUCCGUUAGAAUUCUUUCAUCGAGAAUUGAAAAAACGAGAAUCUAUUCAGGCCGAGAUGUCGACCAAUCGGCUGGCGGUGAUCCGUAUCUAAAACACACACACCCGUAGAGAGAAUAAGUAUUCUUUGAACUGGUGCGACAGGAAGUAGGGGGUAGGCGUAUCGCGGGAGAAGGUGAGGAACAGUCGAAUACACGGUUCGUUCAAUUGAGCGACGCGAAUCCGAGGUUUUUUCCAGGGAAUCGUGUCGCGAGCGUGUUUCAGGCGAACCACGUCGAGCCGGGACACGCGUGUACAUAGUUAGAAAGAUGUAUAUUACAGCGUUUUUCUUGUCGCUCGUCGAAGAAGAGAAGGAGGAUCGAUCGAAAACCGCGAACCUUCUCUCUUCCGCGGUCGGCCACGGGGAACAAAGAGGAGUCGAGCGAGAGAAAGAGGAGAUAAAACACGGCGGUGCCACCCUGUGAUAACGGGGUCACAGCUGUGAAUCCGAUGGUGUAAAUAUAAAACGCGUGUUGCGCUGGUGUUUGGGGGCGUACACGUGACACUUGGUUGGCGGAGUGUAAAAGAGGAUGCCACCAGAGACACCGACGAAACACGAAAGUCGGUGGAUUUUCGAUUGAAAACCGGAGCGUUCACGUUCUACUGUGUAAACGAUUUAGCAAACUCGAGCAUUAUCGACAUUAUGUAACACACACACACACACGUACAUUUACACUGUCAUAUAGACACGCGUACAGACAUGGAACACGGUACACAACACAUACACAUACAAGCGUAAAAAUAUAACGAUUGACGAAAUAGCGAGUAGCGUGUGACGGUGAAGAAAUUAGAGAUUAUUACAAAAAUUUUGUAAAUAACGACAGAGAUAUUAAUAAAACGAUACUUAUUCAAA